GCUCGCCUUACAACUCGCGCGGGGCCGCCCGCCCCACAGCAAAACUCGGCUCGGCGCUCCCCGAACCCCGCGGUUCGCACCGGAGGAGAGACCGAGCGGAGCUGCGGGCGGGGACGGCCGCGGGGACGGGCGCGGGAGCGCGCGUGCUGGGGCGCCGGGCCUAGCGGGCCGAGAGCGGUCUUCAGACCCGAAGACUGUGCAAACAUGUCUGUGGAUCCCCUGUCCAGCAAAGCCCUGAAGGUCAAGCGCGAGCUGAGCGAGAACACGCCGCACCUGUCGGACGAGGCGCUGAUGGGGCUGUCGGUGCGCGAGCUGAACCGGAACCUGCGCGGGCUCUCGGCCGAGGAGGUGACGCGGCUCAAGCAGCGGCGCCGCACGCUCAAGAACCGCGGCUACGCCGCCAGCUGCCGCGUGAAGCGCGUGUGCCAGAAGGAGGAGCUGCAGAAGCAGAAGUCGGAGCUGGAGCGCGAGGUGGACAAGCUGGCGCGCGAGAACGCCGCCAUGCGCCUGGAGCUCGACGCGCUGCGCGGCAAGUGCGAGGCGCUGCAGGGCUUCGCGCGCUCCGUGGCCGCGUCCCGCGGGCCCGCCACGCUCGUGGCGCCCGCCAGCGUCAUCACCAUCGUCAAAUCCGCGCCCGGCCCCGGGCACGGCCCCGCCCCAGGGCCCGCCCCCAGCGCAGACCCCGCCCCCUGCUCCUAGUGCCCGGCCCGCCCCUCCCCAAGCCACGCCCCCACACCCCGCUCCUUUCCCAAGUGCCUACAGGUCCCGCAUCGCUGCGGUCACAUUCUCUUUCUGGGCUGUCUUCCUCUUGCAAGACCCCCCUACCCCGCCCACCGACUCGGACCUGUUAGCCCUAGGGAAGGGCAAUUUGGCUAGGAGGGUGGGAUAUCCGGGGCCACGGUUCUCUUUGGACUGAAUUCAGCCCUCUCAGACGGGGAGGAAUGGGAUUUGCAGCCGCUCUGGAGCAGCUGUCUGUCUGGAAAAGGGAAAGCACGUCUCAUUUUGGAACUGGCUCUCAUUGUGCCAAUACACCCUCCCAAUCCUCCCAGAACUCACUUGUGUGGCUGCCAUGCUGAGAAGCUACACUGGAAGACACCUCCCACAUCUGUUCUGGGCCUGGGACGGCUGACUUUCCAAAGCCAGGAGAGGCCUUCAUAUGGUCAGUGGAGCCCAGUGGAGAUGGGGAAGCUGUCAGAUGGGCCAGUGCCCAAGGCCACAUGGAUCAGUGAUGGAGCUAGAACCCAAAGCUUGGCUUUCUCACUGUUGUCCUAAGAUUCCAGCCCUGGAUUUCAAGGGGACAAUAGACAGGGACUGAAAUCAUUUGGGAAGAUCCUUUCUGGCCGGGAGACUCCGUAAGGCAGGGGAAGAGAAGCCGAAGGAGAGAGAAGGUGACACAGAGAGAGGAGUGGGAAGGAGCUGGUUUGGCUUAUCCUAGGGCUCUCCCUGUAGGCAGGGUGCCCUGGACCUGGCCAGCCAAAGGAAAAGGAACAAUGGAGGUGACCACCGUGGCAUUCUGGGAAAUGGGGUGGGUACAGAUCCUGCGGUUCCCAAAGCUGAGAUUAGGGGUCUUUGGGCUUCAGAAUCCCCCCAGAACCCUUGAAUAUCCACUGUAGUGGGGGCUGGCCACUGCCAUUGAUUGCCACUCUCCUGGGGAGCCCAGCCCCUCCCCAAUACUGUGUACAAGCUGCCCAGUCCCACUGUUUUAUUUAUUGCACAAAUCUAAGUUAUUCUCCCCAGCCAGAGCCCAGUUCCUGCUCUGAGGGAAGUGGCAUGGGCUCUGAGCUGGACUUUAUAUUUUAUAUCUGCAAAGAAAUCACAUUUAUCUUAUAUUUACAGAAAGCCAGAUGGUGACAACAACAAAGAACUUAUUUUUAAAAAUUGCCCGGCCCCCAGAAGUUAUUUAUUUUCUGACUUACAGUGAGCCAGUUAUCUAUCUUGUGCAUUUUGUAGACUUUCUGAAUAAAGUCAAGCUCUCUUUCCACAGAGAA
This is a messenger RNA of Dipodomys spectabilis (banner-tailed kangaroo rat), 1988 nucleotides long. It is a transcript of the gene Maff, whose product is annotated as MAF bZIP transcription factor F. Lineage: Eukaryota; Metazoa; Chordata; Mammalia; Rodentia; Heteromyidae. Gene Ontology annotation, molecular function: DNA-binding transcription factor activity, RNA polymerase II-specific; RNA polymerase II cis-regulatory region sequence-specific DNA binding. Gene Ontology annotation, cellular component: nucleus. The coding region runs from base 205 to 699 and encodes 164 amino acids. Gene Ontology annotation, biological process: regulation of epidermal cell differentiation; regulation of transcription by RNA polymerase II. The transcript is spliced from 3 exons. The record is from RefSeq and is a predicted model, not a curated record.